AUGCUAGACUAUAAUAUUAACAAUAUUGACGUACUUGUAUCAUUUUGCAAAUGUAAAUUUGAGAAUUUAAAUAUUCGUAUCAAAAAAGCCUGGCUUACUGAUCGUGUUCAAAAAAGUUGUUCCGAAAACACUAACAACACUAAUAACAAAGAUGAAUUAUUUAAUAAAAUCUAUAAAGAAUUCUUAAAAUCCAAUCUAAAAGAUUCUAUUUAUCCAACUAUACCACGAAAUAUUAUUGACUCACAUCUUAUAAUGAUUGCUGAGGACAAGCCAGUAGUUUUACAGAUAGUUGACAUUGUAGAAACUGGUGUUUCCACACUAAAUCUAAUUGACAUAGUAAAUAGUUAUCUAGCUGGAUCGUUUAAACAAGGUCAUAAAUACAAGCAUAUUAGUGAAAAAAUAGAAAAUAAUGAUGUAAAUAUUAUACUUCCACGUUCUUUACUUAAAUUAAUUUUAUCUGAUGGAAGUCAACUUUUUGAUGUAAUGGAAUAUAAGCCUAUAAAAGAUUUAAGUUUAUUAACACCUAUUGGAACAAAGGUAUCUAUAAGUAAAGUACAAGUUUUAAGAGGUUACUUUCGCCUUGUACCAGAAAAUAUAAGUAUUUUAGGUGGAUUUGAAAAUAUUGAUCAAUACAAGUAUUUAAAUGUACUACUUGAAAAACUAAAAAAACAACUAAGUGAAAAGGAUACAGUUUCAUUAUUGUCAAAGGCUAAUAUUAAUAAUAAUAUCUCGUGA
This is a messenger RNA of Entrophospora sp. SA101, 735 nucleotides long. Lineage: Eukaryota; Fungi; Glomeromycota; Glomeromycetes; Entrophosporales; Entrophosporaceae. The record is from the annotation of a GenBank genome assembly.